UUGCAGGACCGAGAGCUGAAGGCUAAAGACAAUGGAUUACAUGGCAAUAUUUAAGUGGUCGUUGUCCUAACCACUGCAAUUUGAUCAAUCACGGAUGAUCAUGGUUUGUGUCUAGAUCGAUGGUUGUUGUUACUAAUUGCGCAGCCAUGAAAGAGGAGCGAGGAAUCUUAAAGGAUUGAGGAGGAAUACGACCAAUCAGACAGUACGGUUCGUCGAACGUCAAAAACCGAGGGAAAGAGGAAGAAACCCCUUUUUGUUGAUCUAUCUGCGGCUAAUCCGUUAAUUUUCUGUUUUGGAGGCUCUGAAUCGAACUUGCAUGAGCAAUUCGGUGGGGGUCGGAAUCGGAGGAUCGGACGCAAAUUGAGCAGACUAGUGCUCCGAAACAUGUCUGCCAUAGUGUGUGGGAAGAGAUCAAACAUAUUCGAAGACCUACCUGCAUCGUCUCCACCUGUUUCAAAGAGGAUUCGUUGUUCGUCUUCUUCGCCUGUUCGAUUCUCUCCCCCAAGGACUUCACCCAAUCUUCCUUCUCCUCAAUCCCUACUCAUCGACCACCUCAGUGCUUUAUUUCCUGAUAUGGACAAGCAGCUUCUUGAGAAAGCACUUGAAGAAUGUGGUGAUGAUUUGGAUUCUGCUAUUAGAAGUUUAAAUGAGCUUCGGUUAGGAUCUGCAGAUAAGUCUGUAGAUUCUACUGGGGGUAUAACUGAUGGAGUGGUUGACUCAAUUGCACAACUUCAACCAGAAGAAAUUGUAGCUCCUGACGGCCCCGCAGCUAAACAAAAUCAUCCUAUGGAUGGCGCUGAAUGGGUGGAGCUUUUUGUGAAAGAAAUGAUGAGUGCCUCGAACAUUGAUGAUGCUAAAGCUCGGGCCUCAAGAGCACUUGAAGUGUUGGAGAAGGCCAUAUGUGCACGAGUUAGUGCGGAGACAGCAAAGAGCUUCCACCAGGAAAAUAUGAUGCUAAAGGAACAAGUGGAAGCCCUAAUCCAAGAAAAUAUAGUUCUGAAGAGGGCAGUGGCAAUACAGCAUGAACGGCAAAAAGAGUAUGAAGAUAGGAACCAAGAAUUGCAGCAGUUGAAGCAGUUAGUGUCUCAAUAUCAGGAACAAGUAAGAACAUUAGAGGUGAACAACUAUGCCUUGACAAUGCACCUAAAGCAGGCACAACAAAGCAAUUCCAUCCCAGGGCGUUAUCAUCCAGACGUUUUCUAAUCACCUUGGACUUGUUUCUUGGCUCUUCCCUUCCCAUAGUCUAAAUAAUCACCAAGAAGGAACAGAGCACUAUGAUUUUUGGAAAUUCUUUGAAAAUGCAUGGCUGUCCCUGCCCUUUUAAUAUACCACCCCAUGUUAACCAGCAGAGAUUUAUAUUAUUUUAUGCUUGUUUUGAAUUUGAUAUUUGCUUAUUGAAAUAUGCAAGUCCAUUCAGUUGUGCUGUAUGGUGCCUAUUAUUAUGUUUA
Molecule: messenger RNA, 1448 nt
Organism: Prosopis cineraria
Lineage: Eukaryota; Viridiplantae; Streptophyta; Magnoliopsida; Fabales; Fabaceae
Exons: 4
Coding region: 385-1203 (272 amino acids)
Molecular function (GO): ubiquitin binding
Source: RefSeq, a predicted model, not a curated record